Plectropomus leopardus (leopard coralgrouper) is the source of this 2634-nucleotide messenger RNA. It is a transcript of the gene zfp36l2, whose product is annotated as ZFP36 like 2 zinc finger CCCH-type. Lineage: Eukaryota; Metazoa; Chordata; Actinopteri; Perciformes; Serranidae. The record is from RefSeq and is a predicted model, not a curated record. Gene Ontology annotation, molecular function: metal ion binding; mRNA binding.
AAUGGAAGUUUUUUUCUGAGAGGAGGGGAGGAGGCGGCUCCUCGCAAAACUUUGCACCGACUUCAGCUCGCCCCUCCCUGGCCACCGCCAGGCAUUUAUACCCAGGCAAAAAGGCUCGAGCGCACAGUGAAGCACUCUGGCUCAGCGCUUCUCGAGGGGAGGACAUAAAGCCACCUACAACUCAACAAUACAAACCUAUCCCCCCUUCUUUUUUUCUCCUUUUCUACGGACUUAAGCUGCACAUAAACUUUUAAAGCAACUUUUUUUUCCACAACCAAAACCAGUCGUGGCACAAACUACCGUUUCCGCACGUCGCAUUCAAGGAUCCUGGUCGGUCCUCCAUGAAAGAGGGAGUGCGGCAGCAAGCUUGGGGAAAAGAGAUGUCUGCGACUGUCUUGUCUGCGUUCUACGACAUGGACAUGCUUUACAAGCAAGAUAAAAGCAUGAACAUGAACGCCCUCCACAUCAACAGCAUGCUGGACAAGAAAGCGGUGGGAGCUCCGGUCACGACUCCGGGCUCCGGUGGCCCCUUCACACCGGGAUUUUUCCGCAGAAACUCAACCAGCAACGUGGAGGCGAUGAACAACGGCAACAAAUACUCGAUGGGCUCCUACAGCAGCCUGAAGGAGAACACAGCGAGCAGCAACAGCAGCGCCACGGCCCUCAUGAACAAGGAGAACAAGUUCCGCGACCGCGCUUACAGCGACAACGGGGACCGGGGCGUGCUGCAGCAGAAGCCCGGCUCUCAGAUCAACUCCACCCGCUACAAGACCGAGCUGUGCCGGCCCUUCGAGGAGAACGGGUCGUGCAAGUACGGGGAGAAAUGUCAGUUCGCUCACGGCUACCACGAGUUGAGGAGCUUGUCUCGCCACCCUAAGUACAAAACGGAGCCGUGCCGCACCUUCCACACCAUCGGUUUCUGCCCUUACGGCCCCCGGUGUCACUUUAUCCACAACGCCGACGAGCGCCGGCCCGCUCCGGCCGCCAACGCGAACGUGCAGGCGGGGGAGUCCAGGUCGGCUCGCGAGCUUUGCAGCUACCAGAGGGACGUCCUCCCGCCGCAGCAGCUCAGCUACACUCAGAGGGACAGACCAAAGCUUCAUCACAGCCUCAGCUUCUCCGGCUUCUCCACCCAUCACGGACUCGAGUCUCCACUGCUCGACAGCCCCAUGUCCCGGACCCCACCGCCACCCACCACCGCCUCCUCCUGCACCUCCACCUCCAGCUUCUACGAGGAGGUGCUUUCACCCAACUCCGUGUCCUGCAUCAACAGUGCCUUCUCUUUCCCCGGACAGGACUUAAAAGCCUUACUGGCCCCCCUGGCUGUGCACACCCCCAGCGGGUACGCUAACAACCACUCUACCGGUGCCUACUACGGGAACAUGCAGAGCAGCGUGUGCCCGCCCUCCCCUCCGACCUACAACAUGAGCCACUUGCAGGCGCUGCGCCGCCUCAGCGAGUCGCCGGUGUUCGAGUCCCCUCCCAGCCCGCCAGACUCGCUCUCUGACCGGGAGAGCUAUGUGAGCGGGUCCCUCAGCUCUUCCGGGAGCCUCAGCGGCUCCGAGUCCCCAAGUCUGGACGCUGGAAGACGUUUGCCAAUCUUCAGCAGGCUGUCGAUUUCAGAUGACUAAUCAUAUUUUUGUUGUCAUAUGGAUUUAUGGACGGGUCAGGCAGGGUGGUUGAGGAGCCAGGGGGUGUCAGUGAGUGAGGUAGACUGUCCUUCAAGCAGAGGAUCUCGGUUAAGCCCCCUCACCCCCUGGUCCUCCACCCCGUUUCAGCAAACCACCCUGCCGAAGUGCCUUUGAGUAAGACAUUGAAUCCCUACCAGCUCCAGGGGUGCUGACCCUGCUCUGACCUCCCUGGAGGGGGGCAAGAGAAGAGAAUUUCACCCACAGGGAUCAAUAAAGCUUCAGUUUAAAGUGUCCUUGACCUGGCAUUAGUUUAGUAUUUUUUUCUUUGUAUGUAAUAUAGCUGUAUUAAAACUUAGAUAGCAAACAGAAGGCAUUCCAUCAGUGCCUUGCCCGAGGGCUCACGGCAGCCCCCCUCUCCCUUUUGCUCUAUCAGGCAAGCCACACUUUUCCUGGGAUUAGAUGUGUGGGUAACAUGACUUGACAAGAAGAAGAGACUGUAAGCGGUUUUCAGAUUUCCUCCCAUCCUGCCAAGAAUAUGCCUUGACUCAAAGUAACAUUUUUUUUUUCUUUUAUCAAAGUGUGUUUUUCUUUUUCUUCUCUGAAAGCUUCAACUUCCAUUCCAGAUCUGUCUUCUCCCAGCGCCACCCAGUGGUUCGUUUGGUUAGUCUAGUUUGUUGCUUGGUUAAAAAGCACUCUUGAGUUGGGUUUGUUCGGGGAAAUCACUGCUGAUGGUUGAAUAUAUAUUUUUUUAGCUGUUUUUGAGUGAUUUACAUAGCUGUGCAUAACUGGCUAUGGACUAUUUAACUUAUUUAUUAUCUUGUGAAAAAAGUAUAGGCUACAUUGGUAAUUUGUGUCCAUACUGUAUUUAUCAAGUAUGAUGAAGCAAUAGAUCUAUAUUCUUUUAUGUUUAAAUUAUGAUCGCCAUUAUUAAUCUGCAUAAAGUGGAGUGUAUGUUCUUUUCACAGUAAUAUAUAUAUUUUGUUUUUUUUCUCCUUUUUUUGUA